AAAUGUGAAUGAACUUGCAUGGUAUUACACUGAGGAAUUGAAGGACUAAGUGUUUGGACUGUUAUAUACAUACACCCGCAUGAACAUGUUGCUGAAAGGAGAUGAGGAAACGAAUCAGUAGUUUAUGCUUAGUUUAAAACACAGGUUCCAAACCUUUUCCUGGAGGGCCCCCAGCAGUACUCAAUUUGGAUGUCUCCCAAAUCAAACACAGCUGAUUAAACUCGUCAGCUCAUUAGUAGAAUACUCCAUGACUUUAAAUGGGUAUGAGGGAGACAUCCAAAAUGUGAACUGUUGGGACUCCAGGAACAGGGCUGGAAAUGACUGCGCUUUGAUGGCUGAAUGGUAUUUCAUCAAUAGCGCUGCGUCACGCUGGGAAGGACUGACCUUCUGCAAAAAAACAGACCAUUUAUCAUCUGAGCUCACUAAAUGAAACACACAGUGUCAGUAUUCAUCACGGGCCAUUGAGUUAUUGGUUUGUUAAUCGAUUGACCAGUCACCACAUCUACAGGGCCACACAGCAGAAUAAACACUUAAACAUACAAAAUAAUUUAUUAUGCGCAUUUAUUAAACAAACGCUUGAAUAAACAAAGUGAAUAAUUAUAAGCAUUUAUUAAAAUGCUGAUUCUCCUUUGAUAGCGUACUGCAGCUCAAGCUACUCUCUCCAUCCACCGAUCAUUUUCCAGGCAUAAGCAAGGCUAACUCACGCUCCAAAACGCGCGCGCACGCACACGGUCGGUGCGCAUUUCCCCCCGUCUUUGCUGUAUGGAUACACGCGUGUCUAGUGUCACGGAAGGACAGCGUGACGGAUGCACACCUCUCCGUUUUGCUCGGAGAAGCAGAAGUGGCGGUACGACACCAUUGAUUCGCAGUACGGGAGGAUGGGUGGUUGGUGGGGGGCAUGCAACAGAGGACGCUCUAGUAAAUAUUUAUAUUGCAUGAUGAUAUGCGCGAGCAAAAGGAGGAGGUGUGUGUGCGCGAGUGUGUGUGAGGGGAGGAAGAGGGCUGAGAGAGCUAGAGGAGAGGAAGAGACCUCGAGCCACCCAGUUAUUAAUAUUAUUCCACACCGCUAAGUUUAGCAUUCAACACGUGUCGCUAGUGAUGGAGAGAGCGCGCGCGAGAGAAAGGCGUCCGGCGCGCCCGCGCGCGCGAGAGAGGGAGGUUGAGGGUUGACGGUUGCUAGGUGACGAAGCGCAUAUACUGAAUUUUAACAAAAGAGCGGAGAAAGAGGGAGAGAGAGAGGAGCUAGAGAGAGAGCGAGAGGAGGGAGCGGGAGAUUGGUGGAGAGAGUGUGUGUGAGAGAGAGAGAGCUCGCGAAGAUUGAAUACAUGUAGGAUAUAUAUUUCUAGGUGUAUUUUGGUUGGAGAAGCUGCAAAAAGGAUACAUCGAGGGGAAUGAUGUGAAGAGAAUGGAGGGACGAAAGGAGAGAGGGGGGACAGGCGUGUGAAAAACACAGCCUUCUUUGUACCCUCACGCGUGGCUUCCUCGUUUAUUGCCAUGGUCACAGUACCCACACUCUCUCUGUUAUUGGCCUUGGUACAAUGGGCUGGUCAGAGUAGCUCCUCCCCUCAUCUCUUGCUCCGGCCCCGAGAGCGUGAACGGGACCCGGUGGCAUCAAUGCACUUCAACAUCGCAGUGAUCCAUGCGGGCUCAACAGUUCAACAAGGGGAAGCAGGGGCUGCAGCAGCUGCGGGCAGGGUCCCAUACCCUGGCUUCGGACGUGUGCACAGCAGCUUUGGUGAGAGUGUCGUUACCCAGUGGGGAUCUGCAAACGUAAUCUGGCUCCAGGUGAAUGACAGCAGCCCCAGGACGCUGCUCUCUCAGCUGUGUGACUUGCUGGCAGCCAGGCCCCUUCAGGGACUCGUGUAUGAAGAUGAGAGACCCCUCCCUCUGGCCUCUGGCCCCCUGGCCCCCAUGCUGGAGUUUGUUUCGGCCCAGACCGGCCUCCCCAUCGUUGCUGUGGGAGGGGGAGCAGGUCUGGGCAGGGUACCACAGGAGACCGGCUCAAUCUUCCUGCAGUUCAGCUCUUCCACCACACUCCAACUGGAGGUGAUCUUUGAGGUGCUGGAGGAGUACGAUUGGACGGCCUUCUCGGUGGUGUCCACACGUCACCAUGGCUACCAGGACUUCCUGUCAGUAGUGGAAGGUUUGACCGACGGGUCAUUCAUCGGCUGGGAGAAGAAGAGCAUAGUGAUGUUGAAUUUAACUGAUGACCCAGGAGGAGCACGUGCACGACGGCUACUGAAAGAGAACGAAGCACAGGUGCGGUUGUUGUACUGCUCUCAAGAGGAAGCAGAACAGGUGUUCCACGCUGCUUGGGCAGCUGGUCAGGCCAGUGCCUCUCACAUAUGGUUCGUAGUGGGUCCGGCUCUGUCAGAGCUGGGCCUGACCGGACUUCCCAAUCGACUGUUUGCGGUCAGACCGCAGGGCUGGAGGGACGAACCCCGCCGUCGUAUCGCCCGUGGGGUGUCCAUCCUUACCCACGGAGCUGUAGCAUUGCGGAAAGACUAUGGAGCCACUGGAGGGCCACACUUUGUCACUAACUGCCAGACAGAAGGCAACGGAACACAGAGGAUUCGCGGUAGAAUGAAGUAUUUCAGUAACAUCACACUCGGUGGGCGGGACUAUUCGUUCAGUAAUGAGGGCUACCUGGCCAAUCCCUUUCUGGAUGUCAUCUCCUACACGUCUGGGAGUGGCUGGGAAGACGUGGGAUGGUGGGAGAACGGGGUGUUACGUCUGCGGUAUCCUGCUUGGUCUAGAUAUAGCCCCUUCCUGCAGCCGCCCGAUGAUGCUCAGCACCUGAGGGUCGUGACCCUGGAGGAGCGGCCCUUCGUUAUCGUGGAGCUAGCAGACCCUUCCUCUGGAACCUGCAUUAGGGACUCCGUGCCAUGCAGACGGCCUCUCAAUGCCAGUGCACUUCAAGAAGGGGUGGCACCCAUGAAACAGUGCUGCAAAGGAUUCUGCAUCGACAUCCUUAAGCGACUGGCCAGAAUUGUCGGCUUUACCUAUGACCUCUACUUGGUGACCAAUGGGAAACAUGGAAAAAAGAUUGAUGGAGUUUGGAACGGGAUGGUGGGAGAGGUUGUGUACAAGCGGGCAGACAUGGCGAUCGGCUCUCUCACAAUCAACGAGGAGAGGUCAGAGGUCGUGGACUUCUCUGUGCCCUUUGUUGAGACGGGCAUCAGUGUCAUGGUCUCUCGCAGUAAUGGAACCGUGUCUCCCUCUGCAUUUCUUGAGCCGUACAGCCCUGCUGUGUGGGUGAUGAUGUUUGUAAUGUGCCUGACCGUGGUGGCAGUGACGGUUUUCAUCUUUGAGUUCUUCAGUCCAGUGGGGUACAACCGUAGCCUUCAGAGUGGCAAGAAGGCCGGAGGUUCUAAGUUCACAAUAGGGAAGUCAAUCUGGCUUCUUUGGGCUCUGGUUUUUAAUAACUCCGUUCCAGUGGAGAACCCCAAAGGAACCACUAGCAAGAUCAUGGUUCUUGUCUGGGCUUUCUUUGCUGUCAUCUUCCUUGCUAGCUACACUGCCAACCUGGCUGCCUUCAUGAUCCAAGAGGAAUACAUCGACACUGUGUCUGGUCUCAGCGAUAAAAAGUUUCAGCACCCCACAGAGGAGUACCCCCCUCUGAAAUUUGGAACUGUCCCUAACGGAAGCACAGAGAAAAACAUCCGCAGUAACUAUCCAGACAUGCACCAGUACAUGAUCAAAUACAACCAGAAAAGUGUGGAGGAUGCCAUCUCCCACCUCAAGACUGGUAAGCUAGAUGCCUUGAUCUAUGAUGCGGCUGUAUUGAACUACAUGGCUCGUAAAGAUGAAGGCUGUAAAGUAAUGACCAUCGGCUCAGGGAAAGUGUUCGCCACGACUGGUUACGGCAUCGCCCUGAUCAAGAACUCCCGCUGGAAACGGCCACUGGACCUGGCCUUACUGCAGCUGGUGGGCGACGAUGAGAUCGAGAUGCUAGAGCGUCUCUGGCUCUCAGGGAUCUGUCAUAAUGAUAAAAUUGAGGUGAUGAGCUCCAAACUAGACAUAGACAACAUGGCUGGUGUGUUCUAUAUGCUGCUGGUGGCCAUGGGCCUAAGUCUGCUGGUCUUCGCCUGGGAACACCUGGUUUACUGGAGGCUGCGGCACUGCAUGAGCAAAAUGGGCCAAUCCGGCAAACUGGACUUCCUACUGGCCUUCAGCAGGGGAAUGUAUAGCUGCUGCAGUAUUGAAGAUGAAACUGCACAAGGUGGGACUAAAGUCACAGUUCCUGGACACCAUCACACUGCCAUGGUCCCUGCUUCUUCCUCACAUGUGGUCACUUCAGCUGUAUCCACUCCAGCCAUUGCCAUAGUGCAGCAACAGCAGCAGCAACCACAACAGCCUCAACCUUCUCAGUCUCACAAAACACCUCUUCCUGGAUCCCCUCCCACAGUUGUUCAUUCUGGAGCGGCCUUGGGUCCCACAAAUACUCAACUUGUAGGAGCUCCACUACCAUGCACUACUUUCUUACCCCGUCCAGAUCGCAGGUUAGCGGUUGUGGACCGGUGGAGACUACCCAAAACCGCUAAUGCCACAACCUCCAUGGGUGUGAGAGGAUGUCUAACAGAAACAGGACCCCUACCCCAAAAGGUGGCACCUUCCUGGGCAAGUGGUGGAGGUACAGCGAGUGGUCUAGAUGGAUAUAAGCGCUACUAUGGACCUAUUGAUCCAGAGGGACUUGGGCCAUGUGUGGACCAACAAACAGGCUCUCAAACUCCAAAAACAGUCCCCAGAGCCCACCAACAACCCCCACCAACCAGUGUGGCUUUCUACCAGGAGAAGAGCAUGGACCAUGGUAUGGGAAAGAAGGUGGGAGUGGGUACUGGUGCAGGGGGUCAGGGUAGAGGGGUUAAAUCUCUGGGGACUCCCAGGCUUCCUCCAAAAAGCCAGGCCCCAGCCUCACUGACUCCUAACCCCCCACUCCAGCACCCCUCUCCCCCUCUCCCUUCAUCCUUUUGGAGGAAACGGCGACCAAAAAAGCCCAAAGAACCUGGUGGCCCUUUGUACGAGAACAUCCUGCCACUAGUCCGGAGAGGUGGAGGCAGGGGUGCGAGUCGAAGACCGAGACCCUCUCCCCCUCUCCCCAUCCCUGUUCCUGUCACACUAUCCCCAAGCUACACUCCUCCAUCCCCCUCUCCCUCAUUCCCCUACACCUCCACAUCAUCCUCAUCAUCCACCACCAGCUCCUCAACCACAUCUUCUGCCACAUCCUCACGCUCCACGUCUCCUUCAUCCACUUCCACAGCUUCAUCUCGCAGCACCCAAGACAGAGAGGCUGAGGAAGAAGAUGAGGAUGAUUUGGAUGAACUGACCGAAGAGUCUAGUCUUCUGCAGGGCCACAACAGAACCAGGGACCGAGAGCGGUCCAUACUUUCCCCUAGAUCUUUCACUCAUGGACCUCCCCCUCCUAUACCCCCACGCAAACCGUGGGGCACCUUUGGAGAUAGGGAGCAUAAGAAGGACAGAGAAAGAGAAAGGGGUGGCAGUCAACUAGCACAACUCCAGGAAUGGUGGGCAGGAUGGGCAGAGAGAGAGAGGGACAGGGAGAGAAGUAGUGGAGCCCAGGGAGAUACAGAAAGGAAAAGAGAGAAGAAACAUAGGAAAGACAGAGAAAAGGAGAAAAAGAAAAAGAAGAAAAACAAAAAACGAAAAAAGAGGGAGGAGCGUGAAAGAGAAAGAGAAAGAGAGAGGAAGCGCCACAAGGUGAAAAAGAAGAAAAAGAAGGCAAUGAAAACCAAAAAGAAGAAGAAGGUGUCAUCCAGCAAGCGGUCUGAGCCAGAGGAGGGUGAUGUUGAGGCAGAGAGAGAUGGAGAGGGGGAUGGGGAUAGAGAAGGAGAGUACACAUCAUUUUCCACUCAAUAUCGCAGUGCUUUUGUGGACAAAGGCAGCCUUUCAGCUUGGGAGGGAGAGAGAGAAAGAGGGAGGAGAGAUGGAGGUGAGGACGAUGGGGAAGAACGAGAGAAUGAGAGUGGGGGAGGUAGAGGUAGACAGAGAAGACCCAAAAGCUCCCAUUCGCGACACCAGCAAUCCAGUAAACGCUAUCCCAACCUCAACAAACUCCCCUCUUCGGUUAAAUUCUGGGUCAGUGGAGGUGAAGCAGUUGGCACAGAGGUCUCCGGACCCUCCCCUCCCUCCUCUUUACAUACACUCCUCUCCUCAUCCAAGAGACGGAGGAGUAGUGGGGUAGAGAGAGAGGUAAAAGGGAGAGUAGGAGAACGCAGGCCACUGCUUCUCCACUAUGAAAGGGGGCGAGUUAACACAAGAGAAGGCCUGUCCUUCCAUGAGUGGGACUCUGAGGAUGAGGAGGAAGAAGAGGAAAGAGAGAGAGAACGAGAAAGGGAGAGAAUAGAGGAGAGAGUGCGGCAGGCAGGAAGAGGUGCAGUAUCCGAAUCUGAGCGGGAUAGAAUAAGAGCAGAGGAAAGCUUUUCUGAUGAGGGGUCCUCAGGAGAGUUUGGCCGUUUUGAAAGAUACUGGGAAGGAACUGGAGCGGGUGGAGCUAGUGGAAUUGGAGGUGGGGGCUGGUUUUUUGGAACAUACCCUGCUCGAGAGAAAGGUGGAAGUGUCAACAGUAGAGAUGACUCUAUUUUGGGUCGGGCUGAAGGAUGGGGUAUGGCAGGUGAUUUUUGGGGUUCGGGUCCAGGAAUCGGAUGGGGAUCUGGAAGAGGCAGUGGAGGGCUGGGUUCACAGUGGCCCGCCCCUCCCACUUCCUUGCCACCCCCGCGACGCUAUUGGUCUGUCGACAAACUGCAGAUGAAGUGUGAGAAGCGAAGUGGCAGUGGGUCAAAGAGUAAAGGUCAGAGGUCUGGGGAUAGAAUGCCAGAUGGAGGAUCAUGUACUUGUACACAGUAUGGGCAUGGUAGGCCCCACAUACACCACAAACAGAGCAGCACUCAAUCUCACAGCCAGGAUGAUCUGCUUCCCCACUGCCACAGCUUCAGUGGAAGCUCUCGGCCCAAACCACCCCCUAAACCUGACAAAUCCAAAUCCGGAAGUCAGUCCAACCUAAGCUCCCAACAAGCCCAGCUCUCAGAACACAUACCCCAGACAUCACCCUCCCCACCUCAGCCACUUCUUCCCUCAUUACCUGUACCUUCUGCUCCCAACUCCCUUCCCAUACCCAUUCCUCCACCUCCAUCCUCUGCAUCCAUGUCCCCUCCACCUGUGCUCUCUCCUGGGGCUGCUUCCAGCUCCUCCCAGGCAGCCACCGCCAGUGCUAAACUUCAGUACCAGAGACUUCGGUCUGUGCCCCAGCCCAGGCGAUUCUACUCCCCACACCUGCCUCUCAAAGCCAAAAGCUUGUGCUCACGUCGUGGUUCUGCCCAUUUCUCCAGCCUAGAGAGUGAGGUAUGACACGGGGCUUCAUUGCUGCGCGUGUGUGUAAGCUCUACUGUGCAGCGCAGCUGGAGUGUGAUGCACAUACAUGCGCCGCACCAAGAUGAGAAAAACAUCCACGACAGUGACCAGAGCAGCAAAGAAACAACAGUCAACGCAGGGAAUGGCUCACCAAAUUCCGCCACGGUCACAAUGGAUACUCCAGCCGUUCUCCAUCUUCGGUCUGAGCUAAGUAUUACGAUGUCCUCUGUGGUCCUCUCCUCCAAUGAGAACAGUGGAUAGCAAAUGUCUGGAAUUUUUCUGUAAGUAAUGAUGUCAUGUUUACACAUAAACACUCCCUCAAACAAGGAAAAUACAUUUUUGCUUUGUCCACAUACAACAUGGGACGACAGACUCAAAAACUGCUUGGGUUCAAACUGGCUAUUCAGUUUAUUUACAGAUGACACAGAAUUAAUCUAUAUUCAAUCUGAAUGCAGUCUUGGAGAGGCUCAGAUGAUCAGCAUCAUCCCACUGACUGAAAAAGUGUCUCCAUGGCAACCUGAUGCACAUAGAUACAGAAAUGCCCUUUUCUUUCUUUUUUUUCUGGACACUUGCAACAUUGAUGUUAUGCCAUCAGUACCCUUUGGCUUCCAAUUCAAGGUCAUGCUGGAAAUGUAUUAAUUGAAAUUUGAACUCAGAGUAAACAAAAGGAAACUAUGUCACUCUUUCUGUAUUUCUGAUUCCAAGCUAAUCAGAACUAACAUGGAGCCAUUUCACUCAUCAAAACUUUUGUUGUCCUAUGAAAACUCCAAUGCCAUGGUGUCACUUUGACAUCAAAUAGAGAUGACGUUUUGUUCUAAAGAGACAUACUUCAAAAGAAAAACAAUAAGAACACAAACAAAACAAACAUGUAGCAAUUUUUCCUGUAUAAUGUUUUCCCUUCAGGUUUCCUUUUGUUUUAUGCUAUUUAUUGCUCUCACUGUGGUUGUAUUUUAACAAAAGGGUAAACCAGCUGUGUCUGAUGUUAAAUAGUGGGACUAUAGCUGCGAAGAGUAUUUUUACUAAGUUAUUUAUUUAUUUUGAUAGCAGAAUUUUUUAAUUGUCACCACUAGAUCCACGGCACUGCCCAAUAAGAUGGUCCUUUCUUUGCAUACAAGCAAUACUUGUCUUUCAUCAAACGAUGAUGGGUUGCAAUAUUUAUGAUUGGCACUAGAUGGCUACAUAAUAUUUAAAAAAAAAACUGUACGUUAACAAUUAUAAAUGGUGGACCAUGAGUGGAUCCUGCAUGUUGUUUUGCUCCUUAAUCAUCAUGCUUUAGAACUGGAACAGACAGCUUGCAGUGUUUCUGGGAUGGUAAAGGGCAUUUGUUUAGAAGAGUUGAGGCUAUCAUUGUCACUGAUUGUGCAUUUUCAAGUCAAGCCUACUUCCAGUGCAGAGUUGCAUGUAAUAAAGCACAAGUUGCUGACUCUUGUCAGUGCAAACGUUAGCAUAUAGUAAUGAGGGGUCAAGGAAAAAAUACAAUACUUAUAGAUUUGUAGCCAAAAGCAACCUACACCAUAUAUUUUGGCAAAAGAAUUGAUGUCAGUCAUACAGACAUUCAGUUUCUGAAUACCUAUUUGACGUCAGGCACCGCUUAUUUGCCCAUGUUGUAGUUGAAUGUAGCUUUGAAAUGAUUUAGCAAAAAUUUGAUAUUCAGUAGAUUUUGUAGCGUUCUGGGUGCAGUUACACAUCACAAGAAGUGACAGUUACACUUUUAUUAUGGGGGCAUAGAGGGAUUGUACAUGUUGUCACAGAUCAACAGAUUAAUUUGCCCUUUAUUUGAUACACCUGUUCAUUUGGAAAUAAGUGAUGUUUGUCUCCCUUUCAUGUCUUGUUUAAACAAGAGCACCUGGAGAAGGUUUGUCAUAAUUUGCAAUGAAAUUUAGGGCUUUUCCACUUUUUAAAGACCCCCAUGUCAUCAAGUCAAGAAAUAACAAGCUCAGGUAUUGAAUUGCGUGUUGUGUAAACCAAAUCACACACAGCCGCUUAAUCCCCUCAGUCAGCAUUUCUUCCAGUGCCGAGAAUUGUGUGUGUCAGCGGAAAGUCCACCACAGCCGGCAUGGAAGCGCAGUGGGGGGCAAGGAGAUGGAUGUAGAAUGAUUGAAUUAAUAAAGUGUGCCAUGAGUACACUUGAUCUGUCAUUGACCCUUACUGAGGAAGAAGGCGCUAACACAAUAUUCUGUGACUGCAUGUACAGAAUGGAUUUAUAAUUCUCAUGUAGCUUUUUCUUGAGGACAAAAAGAAAUAUUAUCGCUAUAUUAUGUUUUCGAGAAUGUAUCAUGUUAUACUGUGAAUUGACUUAGAUAUUUUAUUGCCCAUUGUAUUCAGUUUUCAUUGCCAUCAUAUCAUUUAUCUAUACAAAUAUAAUGAAUAUAUAUAAUGAGUUAAAUUUGAUAUACUUGGAGGAAUUGGUAGAUAUAGUUUUAAAUGUUUUAGCUUUGUAGCAAUUCUAGACUCUGGAGACAUUUUUGAAUUUUGAUUCCUCCUAUAUGACUGUGAAAACAUUAGUGCCUGUGAAGAAAAAACAAGAAACAUUAUAAUGUCCUUUCAUACAUCUAUCCUUCUGUCCAUCUUUUCAUCUGUUCUCAUUAUAGCAAAUCUUCACAAUUACUCUAAUACUACCUAAAUAGCUUUCAGAUCAUUUUUGUUUUAUGCCUUUUGCCCAUGUUGAGUUGUGUCCUUAUCACUGUCUGUCCUUUUGACAUUCAGUUAGUAUUCCAUCAUUCUGACCAUCCAUUCAUCCAUUUAGCCAUCCAUCAGUCCAUCAGUCUAACUGCUGAUUUCUUCUUAUUCUGUAGUUUUCUCAUGAUCUUUUUCAACAGUACCACUGAUUACGCAACUUAAACAGAAUGUACCUCUGGCAUAUUUGGGGUUUUUAUUUAUUUAUUUUAUUUUUUUAUCUCUCUGUUCAUCCCGCUGUAUGUUCUCUCAGUUAGCAAAAAAAAAACAAAAAAUACAGAGACCAGUAGCUACUGUGUUCCUGCUCCUAUCAAUUGAUUAUUGAAGAUAAUGAUCGAUUUAAGUUCUGAUGUAAUUGAUAAAUGACUGAAAAUGUGACUGAAAAGGUGUUGUACCUGAUGACCAUUACACUGUAGUGAGAGUCUGGGCAGUACUGUUACUGUGCUGACUAGAUGCAUGAUGGGUAAUGUGUGUAACUGCAAAAUAAUGUUGGUGUACUGACUAAUGUUGGUUAGGAGGUACAUAACGUAGGCAAUAGAUCUGUCAUCCCAUCGCCAAACAAACAAUCACCAAAGGCUUUAUCCCCUCCCCUCCUCUGUUUAGACUGAUUGUGAAAUAGUCAAAGUACAGGGUUGGACAUUGUUGCUAGAAUUGUCAGUUGAGGUCAAUAUUUGGCUGGGAAAUUAAAGUCACAUAUUGUGUUAAGGGCUGGUCAGCUGCUAUUUUAGAUUCAUUGUGACUGCUUUAUUCUAUCAGUACAUGGGAGAGAAACCUAGUUUUCUUUUCAACACUGAUGCAUAACGUGUGUGCAUAUCAUUUGCUAUCAGUAAUUCUUGGUUUUACCGUUUAUUUUAAUGGGAUCUGUUCCCAAAAUUCACAAAUGACAUCUUUUAGAAAAACAUGAUGCACACCUGAUACAUCUCGUAUGUUAAUUUACACUGCUGUUAAAGUUUGGAGUCAAUGAGUUUUUCUUUUCUUUCUUUUAUUCAUUAUUGAUCAAAAGUGACAUUAACGGCAUUUACUGUAUAAUGUUACACAAGUCUAUUUCAGAGAAAUGCUGCUCCUUUGAACUUUCAUCAGAGGCUCUUAGAGAAUAUUAAUCUGCACAACUGUUAUCAGUAUUACGCAAAUAUUAUUUCCUGAGUACCAAAUCAGCAUAUUAGAAUGAUUUAUGAUGUGACACUGAAGACUGAAGCAAUGACUUCUAAAAAUUACAUUUUACAAUAGAAAACAGAUAUUUUAAACUGUUAUAAUAUUUCAGAUAUUACUUUCUUUUUUUCUUUUUUUUACUGUAUUUUUGUUUAGAUGAAUGCAGCCUUGGUUGAUAGUGGGAUGUUAAAAAACAAACUAUUAAAAAAUGUUACUGACCCUAAACUUUUGAACAGUAUUAUAUUAAAUGAUAAUCUUUUAGCUACCAAUAAGUUUUUAGAACCUUUAAAAUCAGUCCUCAUGUUCCAUUUGGACUUGCCAAUGAGUGAUGUAAUGAAUGUUCUGUUCUUAGUGAGUGAACGAGAGAGAAAAGAGAGACAGAUGAUAUGCAGGGUUGUACUGCAUUGUAAGUGUUUCAUUAUUUAUGUGGUGAUUGUGCAUGUGAGAGAGAGAGUAGGGUGCGCAUGCAUUAUAAAUACACUGACACAAAGUCUCUAUCUGUCUCUCUUUUUCCUUCGUGCCUCUCUAUCUGAUUAUUCAGCUGUUUCCUCUCACUCCUUGUGCUGCUAUAAUGCAUAAUUGACUCACUCAGGACAGACACAUACACACACACACACACACACACACACAUGCUGCAGCUUCGUGGAUACCAGAAAUCCUGCAGGUGUUCUAGAAAUUUAUCUUGCUCUCUCCCCCUUAGAGUAGCUCCAGGUAGCUGUUGGCACCAUGAUGUGAAGUAUUACUUGACACGCAGCUCGACAGAUAAAGUGCAGCUCUUCCCUCGUGAUCAGUGUGUGUGUGUGUGUGCAUGUACAUGUGUGAAAGCAGGUCAGCCCCUGUGAUAGACCACUACAUUUUUUACUUAGCCCACUCUUAUUUCACAAGCUGCUGCGGUACACCAACAAUAAUGUCUGAGAUUUAAGGCUGGAAAUCCAUUCUAGUGUUGCUUUCUCACGCUGUGAAUAUGUUUUUUGCAUUUUUAUGUAGUUAGACCCAUAUUUAAAAUUUGUCCUCCAUGUCACAUCACAGUCAUAAUCAUAUAAUCCCAACUCCUCUUCAAAAUGCAUAAGGAAAGGAAAUAAAUAAAUACUGCUUCACUUUGUCUUAACAGCUAAGAAUUAUUUUGUUGUUUUUUUUUUCUUUCAGAGCAUUUUUUAUUAUUAUUAUUUAUUAAUAAUACACAUUUUGGAUAUUUUUAUUUUUUAGCUUUCUCACUAUUUUUUUAUAUGGAAUGAUGUGGAAUUGUGUAAACUGCACUGUAACUAAAGGCAAUGUGAGUGUGCAUGUGUGCGAUGGAAAUCAGUGGAGGAUGUUUAUUGCCUUUGUACUGUACAGUCCAGACAGAAUUCAGCCACCAAUCAGAGUUUGUUUGGUUAUGACAUCAUAUCUGGGGAAGGGGUUUGAAGGGGUCAGUGUUAAGAAUUGGUUCAUAAAGAAUACUCUCUUUAAAAUA
This is a messenger RNA of Carassius auratus (goldfish), 12646 nucleotides long. Its product is annotated as glutamate receptor ionotropic, NMDA 2D. Lineage: Eukaryota; Metazoa; Chordata; Actinopteri; Cypriniformes; Cyprinidae. Bases 1495 to 7365 code for a protein of 1956 amino acids. Gene Ontology annotation, cellular component: membrane. Gene Ontology annotation, molecular function: signaling receptor activity; ligand-gated monoatomic ion channel activity. The record is from RefSeq and is a predicted model, not a curated record. The transcript has 15 exons. Gene Ontology annotation, biological process: monoatomic ion transport.